AUGCGGGACCGUUUGCAGGACCUGACGGCGUGCAGGAAAAAUGAUGAUGGAGACAUAACUAUUGUUGUGGAAAAGGACCAUUUUAUGGAUGAUUUCUUCCAUCAGGUUGAGGAGAUUAGAAACAGUAUAGCUAAAAGAGCUCAAUAUGUUGAAGAUGUCAAGAAAAACCACAACAUCAUUCUUUCUGCACCAAAUGCAGAAGGAAAAAUAAAAGAAGAGCUUGAAGAUUUGAACAAAGAAAUCAAGAAAACUGCUAAUAAAGUUGGAGCCACGUUAAAGUCUAUUGAACAAAGUUUUGAUAAGGAUGAGAGUGGGAACCGGACUUCAGUGGAUCUUCGGAUACGACGAACCCAGCAUUCAGUACUAUCUCGCAAGUUUGUGGAAGUCACGACAGGAGAGAACGAAGCACAGACACUAUUUCGGGAGCGAAGCAAAGGACGUAUACAGCGUCAGCUAGAAAUAACUGCAAGGACCGCCACUGACGAGGAGCUGGAAGAGAUGCUGGAGAGCGGGAAGCCCUCCAUCUUCACGUCCGACAUUAUAUCAGAUUCACAGAUUACUAGACAAGCUCUCAAUGAAACUGAGUCUCGUCACAAAGACACUAUGAAGCUGGAGACCAGUAUCCGAGAGUUGCAUGAAAUGUGCAUGGAUAUGGCUAUGUUUGUUGAGACUCAGGGGGAAAUGAUCAACGACAUAGAAAAAAAUGUUAUGAAUGCCGCAGACUAUGUAGAACAGGCUCAAGAAGAAACUAAAAAAGCUAUUAAAUAUCAGAGCAAAGCAAGAAGGAAAAAGAUGGCAAAAAUGAUGAUCAUUAUUAUUUGUGUACUUAUUUUGCUUGUGAUCCUUGGAAUUAUCCUAGCAACAACAUUGUCAUAG
Molecule: messenger RNA, 876 nt
Organism: Cynocephalus volans (Philippine flying lemur)
Lineage: Eukaryota; Metazoa; Chordata; Mammalia; Dermoptera; Cynocephalidae
Product: syntaxin-2-like
Exons: 2
Coding region: 1-876 (291 amino acids)
Biological process (GO): exocytosis; synaptic vesicle fusion to presynaptic active zone membrane; intracellular protein transport
Cellular component (GO): SNARE complex; presynaptic active zone membrane; plasma membrane
Molecular function (GO): SNAP receptor activity; SNARE binding
Source: RefSeq, a predicted model, not a curated record